This is a messenger RNA of Ciona intestinalis (vase tunicate), 4401 nucleotides long. NCBI's taxonomy places the organism in Eukaryota, Metazoa, Chordata, Ascidiacea, Phlebobranchia, Cionidae. The record is from RefSeq and is a predicted model, not a curated record.
GGUGUGUGAUUACUGUUGUAAGUAUUAUCAUGAAGUAAUCAUGCACUUGCAAAUGCCAAAAAUAAAUUUUACUUCCCUUGUUAUUCUUUAAUGAAAUUUGUCUGAAUAUACGCGUCCGGCUCUGUGGUGUAGUGGUUAAGCGCCUGCUAGUGGGUACCGAGUUUAAAGAGCUACUUUGCGAUUUUACCUAUUUUUAGCAAAACAUGAGUUUUCUAAGAUAAAAUUUGGCGCUAAUACUAUUUUGGUGCCAUAUUUUGCCUAAAAACAAUUACUUUUUGAGUUGUUGGUUAAUUUUGAAAAUCGGCCUAUUUAAGUCAGAAAAAUUGGCAAAAUUCCACGUGACGUCACAAGUCCUUUAUUUUUCGCGCGAGUACUGCAGCAUUGUGCACCAGAACGCUCUGAGGCUUUUUAAAACAUGGCUACAACAUCGUUACUGGAAUCAGAUUACAGUCAGCCAUUUUGUGUUGUAAUGCACUGUGAUGCUGAAAGGGAAAAGUUUCGUUGCACUACUUUCCUAAAAACAAAAAAUUGCGACAAAAGUGGAACACGUUUGUUGGAGUGACACGAAAAUGGAAUGGCCCUAAGAAAAAAUCGUGUAUUUGUAGCGACCAUUUUAAGUCAUCGGAUUUUAAAAAUCGGAUGCAGUUUGACCUGAAUUUCGCUGACAAAUUACUUUUGAAUUCUGAUGCCAUUCCAUCUGUGUACCCCAAAUCCAGAAAAUCUUCACUUCAAAACCUAAAUUCCUAUACAAGAUCUGCUUUCUCAAAACGCGGAUUUUAAAAAUCGGAUGCAGUUUGACCUGAAUUUCGCUGACAAAUUACUUUUGAAUUCUGAUGCCAUUCAAUCUGUGUACCCCAAAUCCAGAAAAUCUUCACUUCAAAACCUAAAUUCCUAUACAAGAUGUGCUUUCUCAAAACGAGAAGUAAAACGAGUAAGUAACAUUUUCCUAAUGUAAUAGUAUGUAAUUGCAGUUAUUUCCAGAUAAACUAUAAUGAUCUAAAAUGAGCAGUUAAUUAUAUUGAUACAAGUUUAUAGGUCAAUUGUACAAUAGCUACAUUCAAACGCAUCAUUCUGUUAGUAUUUUUUAAUACUUUAACAGUUUUACUCUGCAAUUGUGUAGAUUUUGGGGGAUAGCACAGCCAGCAAUGAGUCAACAGAUCACAUGGAUAAAUUUAUUACUACCAGUACCAGUAGUGAUUAUAUUGAUGAAGAACAAGCAGUCAUAGAAAAAGUGAAGAAAGUUAUAUGCUCACAGUCACAGGAAUGUUUACAAGUCACAAGAAAAAAUGUUGAAUCUCAGUGAUCUCCUGAAAAUCAUUCUGUUUCUACGCAGACAAAGCCACAACUUAAAAAUCAAGGUUUAUUACAGAUAAUGAUGUUGCGAAGCGGCAUGACAGGGUACAAAUUGGUACAGCGUACAGCUUUAUUCUAGUUUAUUAUAGUAUAUCCGUCUUAGUUUGUGUUGGGAGGGUAAUUAAAAUUCAAUCCACAGGAUUCAAAAUCCUCAGUGCUAUUGCAGAAUAUGUACCUUAUGAAACAGCUGAAUAUGUACCUACUGAAACAGCAUUCUUGCUAAUAAUUUGACAAUGAAUUAUAGGAACCCAAACCAAGCGUGUUUACUUGAAAGUUAAAAGAAAAAGGCAUGCCUCUUCAUCUCUACCACCUUGUUACGAACCAAAUACCCCGGAAAAAAUAAGAGUGAUUGAAAGAGCUAGUGAACAGUCUGAUUAUUUCCCAAGCCCUGUAAAAACAAAUAGGUAAGUACAGUACUAUAUCCAAUUCAUUACUGUUAUACAAAAAAGUAUCAAAGAAAAGAAUUUUAUAGUAUUGGUAUUCAUAAAGGAAAAUAAUCCAUCCAGAUCAGCUGAUGAUUUUCUUCAAGAUGCAAAGUAUGUUGUCACAAAGUCGAAAUUACAUGAAUUAUUCCAAACAUGUUCCAUUUGUAGCUCAGAUUGUGUAGUUGAUUAUAAGUGCAACGGAACAUGGUUAACAGUAAGUUUUAUUACUUUUGUUUGUGAACCAUUGUCACAUACUGAUAAUAAGAUUUACACCUUAAAACUAGCCAUAUAAAAAUACUAGUACUGUAGGUCUGUAGAGUAUUUCUUGUGUUGUUUUUGGGCUUCUUUUUCAUUGACAGUUUAUCCUAAUGCACUGCAAAUUCAAUCUACUUUAGGUUGAUCAAAAAUGCAUGAAAAUAGAUUGUGGUAACUCCAGAACUUGGACAAGUCAACAAUCAUACAAUGAGUGGAAGCAGCCAUUGAAUAUCUUGUUGCCGGGACUGAUACUUGCUGCUGGCAUCUCUGCUACAAAAUUAAUCCAGGCAUUUAAGGCUGUUAAUUAAACCUGGAUAUCAGAAUCCACAUACUAUAAAUAUGUAAACAAUAAUGCAUAUCCUGCUGUAUUUCAAUUGUGGAAAGAUGAGAAGAAGGACAUCAUUAAAACAAUGACAACCCGGCAGCAACCACUCAUUAUUGGAGGGGACAUGCGAGCAGACACUCCAGGUCACUGUGCGAAAUUUGGCACAUAUUCAUUUCUAGAGCUGAAUAUCAACAAGAUAAUUUCUACACAACUUUUACAGAGCAAUGAGAUUGGCAAUUCUAAUGCAAUGGAGAAGCAAGGGUUCAUAAGAUGUCUAGAAGAUCUGCAACAAUAUGAUUUAAGACCACAUACUGUUAUUACUGACCGUCACCUACAAAUUGCAAAAUAUAUCAGAGAAGAGCAAAAUGACAUUGUUCAUCAUUACGAUGUCUGGCACUUAGCCAAAGGAUUAGAAAGAAAACUCCUGCCUCUUUCCAACAAGCAUCCGGAGUUAAGACCAUGGCUUAAAUCUAUUAUUGGUCAUCUAUAUUGGGCUCCAGCAUCGACUCCAUCUGACUUGGAUGAAGAUUCCAAGCAAAAUAUUGUUUUGGCUAAAUGGAUGUCGUUGACCAAUCAUGUUGUGAAUCGGCACAGUCAUGACAAUGAAUAUUACCCUUCAUGUAUACAUGAAGAAUCCCCACUGGAUACAAAAUGGUUGCACGAAGAUGACAUUGGAUACAAAAAGUUAAAAGAGAUUACAUUAACCAUCAAACCAGCAGCAUCGAAUCCUUCCACAGUCUUAUUUUACAAUUUUCUCCAAAGAUGAAGACCUUUUCUUAUAAAGGCAUGCUCUGCAGACAACUUUUGGCGGCAUUACACUACAACGAAAAUAGCGACCAAGAAUUCAUUUUGGAUGGUGAUGAUGACCCUAAGCUUUAUGCAACGUUUCCAAAGAAAAAACACAAAGAAGGGACAUACUCAAUAAGGACAAAAAAACUGAUCCCACGCAUAGUAAGUCCCUUUCACUAUUAUUAUUCUUUACCUUUUUGUUCAUUGAAUUAUUACAGGAAGUACUACAUACCAUUUUUGUUUUAAAUUAUGUUUUUUGUGACACUAAUGAUUUAAUUGGAUUUUUAUCAUAAAAUCAACUAACUACAUAAAAACCAAAUGAAAGUGUUGGAGCAACAAUUUUUCACUGAAAUCAACACACCUGAUCAUUUAAUUGCAACCUUUCAUCACCCAACCAAAGAGGAACUUCACUCAAAUUAUAGAAAACGAUUUAAAUGAAGAAUAAUCUGUUUAAUAGGCCUUUCAAGUUUACAAAUUUGGCAAUAAAAAUCCAGUGUACGAAUUUGUACCAUCAGGAAAAGUAUUCCGUAUUGCAUUGACAACACAUGAUGGCAAUACAACGCGAUUCUGUCUCCCGGUCCUCCGCCAACACCACUCUACAAAACUGCGAUAUGCAAUGUAUCUAUAUUUCCUAAAAAUAUAUUCAAUUAAAUAAAAAAGCAAAACUUGACAUUACAAAAACGUACUCAUUUAAUUCUCCUCUAAUCUCGUCAUCUUCUUUGAAUCGCCAAUAAGCAUUUUUUAGAUAAUGAACAUUAAGGACAAUAAUUUUGAAUGCCUCACUGCAAGUUAUGCAUUCAACUUUAUAUUCCUGGAUUUUGUCUAAAACUUUCAGCUGUUCUUGGCAACACUGACAUUCCGCAGAAGUAUCCAUGAUACAACAAUUACUGCAUUUACACCUGGAAAUAGACUAACUACUUAGCUUUAAUUUAAAUUCUAAAAAAAUUCAACUGACAAACCAUGUUAAAUUUUCCCUUCUCUCACAAUAAGUUUGCGUUUCUGCUCAGCGAGCUGCCAUCUUCUCUUCAGUAAACCUCGGAUCUUGCACGAAUAUUUUGAGGACUUGCGACGUCACCAGCCUAAAUAUAACAUUUCUAUUUCAGGUAAAUAAAUAAAAAAUGACGAAAAAUUAAACCGUUAAUUUUGGACCAAAAACACAAUAUAUGCUUUUAAAUAAUAAUAAUAUGCAUUAAUAAAAUAUUUUUUUAACAAAAGGUAGCGCUUAAACCGCGAUUAAAAAAACGUAGCUCUUUA